Molecule: messenger RNA, 1076 nt
Organism: Rhodamnia argentea
Lineage: Eukaryota; Viridiplantae; Streptophyta; Magnoliopsida; Myrtales; Myrtaceae
Product: ATP synthase subunit delta, chloroplastic
Exons: 2
Coding region: 145-882 (245 amino acids)
Biological process (GO): proton motive force-driven ATP synthesis; photosynthetic electron transport in photosystem I; photosynthetic electron transport in photosystem II
Cellular component (GO): chloroplast thylakoid membrane
Molecular function (GO): proton-transporting ATP synthase activity, rotational mechanism
Source: RefSeq, a predicted model, not a curated record
CAAACGAAGAAGAUAAGACGAAUUCCAUUCCCUCGCUCUCCCCCUCAAAACCCCAAUCCACUCCUCCCUCGUCGUCUCCAUCUCCUCCUCCUCCUCCCACCAAAUCGCUCUCUCCUUCGCUCCCUAGAGCAGCAGCAAACGACAAUGGCGGCUCUGCAACAGAUACCCUUCUCUCUCCAGUCCAAAAUCCCGUCCCCAAAGACCCAAUUCAUCCAUAAACCCUCCAACCUCUCCUUCUCCGCGACCUUCCCCUCCCUCAAGCUCGCCCCCGCCCGCCUCCGCCACCGCCCCUCCCCCUCCGCCGCCGGCGCCCGCAUGUCCGCCACUGCGGCCGCGAGCUACGCGGCGGCCCUCGCCGACGUGGCCAAGUCGAACAACACCCUGGACGUCACGAGCGCCGACGUGGAGAAGGUCGAGAAGAUCUUCUCGGAGGAGGGCGUGUUGGAGUUCUUCUCGAACCCGACGGUGGGGCUGGAGAAGAAGCGGGAGGUCGUGGACGAGAUAUCGGCGUCGUCGGGGCUGCAGCCGCACACGGCCAACUUCCUGAACAUCCUGAUCGAGGCGAAGCGGAUCGACCUGAUAAAGGACAUCGUGAAGGAGUUCGAGACGGUGCACAACACGCUGACGGAGACGGAGCUGGCGGUGGUGAGCUCGGUGGUGAAGCUGGAGUCGCAGCACCUGGCGCAUAUCGCGAAGCAGGUGCAGAAGCUGACGGGGGCGAAGAACGUGAGGAUCAAGACGGUGAUCGACCCGAGCCUCGUCGCCGGGUUCACGAUCCGGUACGGCAGCUCCGGGUCGAAGCUGAUCGACAUGAGCGUGAAGAAGCAGCUCGAGGACAUCGCCGCUCAGCUCGAUUUGGGGGACAUCCAAUUGGCCGUAUGAUUGACGAUGAUGUCGAUGGUAUUUUCAUUUUCAAUUUCAUUUUUUCUCAUUUCUUGGUUUCGGUUUUUAAUUCUUAUGUAUGUGAUGCGACUGAUGUUGGGAAAUAGCAAUUGAUGCACUAAUUGUCCGAAUGGACAAAGAGUUAAUUAAGUAGCUAUCUAUGCCGAUAUAUAACAUUAUUGUAGUUAUUUAAA